CCGUGGCGCCCUGCGAGAAGGGACGUGUGCGAUAAACGUCACGCGCGCACUCGCACGGCAAACAUUCAGCAAUUCGAAUGUCGGGCAUCACUCUCCGUGCCUCUAUAAGCCCUAUAUAACCCGUGAAUGAAUAAAUAAAUAAAUAAAUGAAAACAUCACUCAACUCGGCGGACAUUGGAAUUAAAAAUAAACAGGAGAAUAACAAUCAUCACUUUGGUUUCACCUAGGAGUUAUCGUGUUUGUGUUUUGGUUCUUAUUAUUUAUUCGUUUUUGCGAUAAAUUCGCAAUUGUGUGGGGAUCAGCUCCGAUGGUGGAACGAUUAUAAAGUGUGGGAAGUUGUGAAAAAGGUGGCGUCAAUAAUGUGCGUGACAACGCCACUAAGCGCUAAAAAAAUACUCAAGGAUACCCGCGGUCAAUCGACGAGAACAAUUGCGACUAGUGCGAGACCGGCACCAGGAUUAACUCGCAACGGUGCCAUCACCACAACUGUAACACCUGCAUAUGGAGGGGAGCAUAGCAGACCCCAGCACACGUCGAUCAUGAUGGUCCGCAUGAUCGGCGAUGAAUUCCUCACCGAGGAACGGGACCGAAAAUAUUAUGCGGAUCACUACACGUGUUGCCCACCUCCGCUAUUCAUUAUCCUUAUUACGCUGGUCGAGCUCGGUUUUUUCACCUACUAUACAGUUUCCAUGGGUGAAGUUAACCCAUCUGGUCCGGUACCCAUUGACAGUGUAUUCAUUUACCGUCCUGACAAGCGUCUUGAGCUUUGGAGGUUCGCAUUCUACAUGUUCCUCCAUGCUGGAUGGCUCCACCUGCUGUUUAACCUAGGGGUACAGGUGGUCGUGGGACUUCCACUCGAAAUGGUUCAUGGGAGCUUCAGGAUUGGCGCUGUAUACAUGGCUGGUGUUUUAGCUGGAUCACUCGGUACUUCAGUCUUUGAUACAGAUGUUUACCUAGUCGGGGCGAGUGGGGGAGUUUACGCACUCCUAGCUGCCCACCUUGCUAAUGUACUACUGAACUACAACAACAUGGAGUUUGGAAUUGUUCGGCUCAUUGGCAUCUUCAUUAUCGCGAGCGCUGACGUUGGUUUUGCAAUCUACGACAGGUAUGCGGCCGAACAGAUGGGCCCACCUGUCUCCUACGUGGCACACCUGACGGGUGCACUGGCCGGUCUGACAAUUGGCCUCCUCGUGCUUAAAAAUUUUGAGCAACGCCUGCACGAGCAACUACUGUGGUGGGUUGCACUUGGUGUUUACGCAGCUUGCACAAUAUUCGCAGUUAUGUACAAUCUCAUGCAUCCGGAUUAUCCAUGACGUGAGGUUAGCUUCGCGUAUGGCGUACCUAGGCAUACGUAACGCGAAGCUACGUGCAAAGUGUCAAAUAAUUGGUCUUCUCCAGCGGUGUCCAGUGGACACGUUGCUCUAGAGAUUUAAAGCCAAAUAAUUGCAAUCUCUUGAGAGGCGAGGGAUCAUGACGAUUGGUGGCGUGAUGAUGAUGGAGCGGCUAGAGAAUUCUAAAAUAUUAGAGAACAAGUACCAAAGAGACAUCCAAGGACGAGAGCCAAGUGAUGGAGGUAAAUUGAGGGGCGGCGGGAGGAGCAACAAGAUGUAACAAAAAGUAUAUGAGAGCGGUCGAGUGUUCUCAUGGAGAAAUGGCAAUUGGUCGCUUGGUUGAGUCUGCGCGGGCUGGUCCGGCAACACUACCAAGUCUCAUUCGUUUACAAGUGACACACAAUGUACCCAGGAAGAAAAAAAAUCGAGAAGAUGGAGAAGAAGAAGAACUCCUUGAUGUGAAUGGGGGAGUCCACGGGGCGAGUGGCAAGUGAAUAAAUCUCUGGGAAUAGUAGCGAGAAUAAACUGAAAACACACGUGGCUCCACAGGCCGACAAAUUGGAAUAUGCGAGUAAAUCGAGAAAACGAAUUCAAUUUCCUUUCCAUUUCUGCUAGCAGAAAAUUCAUUGAAUUCAUCUUCAACUCGUUCUAGUUUUAUUCCCAAAACUCCCAGGACCAUUCACUCAUUUUUGUAUAUGAAAAAUAAUGGAGGCCGUUUGUAAAAGGGUGCAUUGCUGUCUGUGUGUGCAUUUUUUUUCUGUCGUUCGAAGACGAUCAGACGACCCUCGAUACUAAAAGACUGAAUUUUCUCGCGAAAUUGAUUUAAUUAAUGAUAUAUGUGCGCAACUCUUUGUUCAACAGUCAAUCUCAAUUAACGUUCUGUGUUAUAUAACCAACGGUCGGUGAAAAAACAACAAUGUUCCUCUUUUUGUUUUUCUCCUUGCUUUCAUUUUUUUUGUUUUCGCUUUUCCGCGUCAAGAGGACAGAAAUAUAUGGAUGAAAAUCGGUUGUCCCCUUUCACAAGGGGAGAAACCAAUAUUCAUAUGAUUUAUUUUUACGAAUACAACAAUGCACACAAUGUAAAUAAGAAUUGUAUAGUUAUAAUGGAAGAGAACGAUUUCUCUUCUAGUGUGCACGGGGAAAGUGAUUGAGAUGUGUGAAACGAUAUUAUUUAGAGAGAGAAAGAGUAAACCCAAAUGAAGGCGAAUCAGGGGAACGUUUGUUAUGUAUUCCUUUAUCGUUGCGUAACUUCCCGUAGGAAUCGUGGUCGCGUGGCGACGAUAUUCUUAUUCUUUUUUUCCUCGUUCUCUUUCGCCGUAUGCAAGAGUCGAGAUUAUCGACAUUUGUAACGGCAUUAUUAACGGAAAUCGACAAUGGUAAAAUAUACAUCACUAUCACAGAGGGAAUAAUAUUCCCUCUGUUAUUGUUUGAUUUGUUUUUUUUUUUACUGAUUUUUGUUGUGCACCCAUAGCUCCGGCAAACAAACAGCCAACGAUUCAAUAACAAAAACCACAUUUCCUCCACAGUUCUCAUACAGACUUUGCUUUGGCUAUGAUAUUCCUCCAACUUGUCGAUUCACCCCGCCAAAAUGUACACAGAAAGAGAGGGAGAGAGAGAGAGAGACCCAUGAACAAAAUUUAAAACAUUCAAUAUUUUUUUCGCAUUAUUGUGGUGUAUAAUUUAUGUCCCUCAGUAAGUUGUGACGUCUCGUUGGUUUAAGAUAUUUAUUUAAAACAGUCCCAACAUUUUUUUUGUCGUCAAGUAUUGAAUUUAUCUGUUGCAUAGUCGACUUACAUUAAGAAUGAACAUUCCGAAGAAAUGGAAAGAAAACUAAACCCAGUCACGAGAAGAGUUAUAAUAUAAUAUAAUAUAAUAUAAUUUACAAUUAGCCUGAAAUUCCGAAGCCCGGUGGCUAUAACUAGCACAAAGAGAGCGAAGUAAAACCACGAAAGAAUAUGGUUAGUAAGGACUAAUAAGAGUGAGAAAAAAUGACAUUCGCGAAUGCACCCCAGUGGGAAAUGGAGAAAUAUCAUGCGUAACUCGAUAUCAAGGAGGUAAGAUAGUUUGUGGUAAAAUGGCAUGGUUGCUCUCGCAGGAGAAAGCAGUGGAUGCACAUGCGAGUGAGAGGGUACGAUUCGGAGGAGAGGGAAAAAAUAAAGGGGUGGAGACAGGUUAAAGGAGAAUUGCUAAGGUGGUUAGACUGAAGUUGAGAUGUGGGAGUGAGAUUUUAGCGGCUUAACUUGCUAAGUAAAACAGAAGUGAGUAAAUGAGAGUGAUGAACGAUGCUAGUCAAUUAGUACCGACGAUGAAGGGUGAGUGAGGAAGGGAGGAGAUUUGCUCCUCAUCGCUUCUUCUUCAACGAAACUUAAGGUAUCGCCGAUGUAAUCUGCUUGGAACUUUUCGAUGAAAAUGAGGAGCUAGAGUGGUUUGUAUGAUGAAAUGCGGUAUGUGUAUAUACACACCUGAGGGUUAAGCAAAAAUGAGGUAAAAGAGGUUUUUGUAGAAACUCGGUAUGAGGAGGGUGAGAGAGAGAGAGAGAGAGAGAGAGAGAGAGAGAGAGAGAGAGAGAGAGAGAGAG
Molecule: messenger RNA, 3909 nt
Organism: Diachasma alloeum
Lineage: Eukaryota; Metazoa; Arthropoda; Insecta; Hymenoptera; Braconidae
Gene: stet
Product: protein rhomboid
Exons: 6
Coding region: 360-1313 (317 amino acids)
Cellular component (GO): membrane
Molecular function (GO): serine-type endopeptidase activity
Source: RefSeq, a predicted model, not a curated record